Molecule: messenger RNA, 2169 nt
Organism: Chlorella variabilis
Lineage: Eukaryota; Viridiplantae; Chlorophyta; Trebouxiophyceae; Chlorellales; Chlorellaceae
Exons: 8
Coding region: 1-2169 (722 amino acids)
Biological process (GO): SCF-dependent proteasomal ubiquitin-dependent protein catabolic process
Cellular component (GO): SCF ubiquitin ligase complex
Molecular function (GO): protein binding
Source: RefSeq, a predicted model, not a curated record
AUGGGCGCUGCAGUGGCGCCUUUCAGGGAGGCGCCUGGCGGGCAGCAGGUCGGCGCCGGCGGGGCGGAGCGGCAGCGCCUGCCCGGUCCCCGGCGCAUGCGGCUGGUCUCCGGGAGGCUGCGUUCGAGUCGUGCAUGGCCGCUGCACCUGUCAAAAAUGGGCAGGAAGGAGAACGAGAGCGCCAAAACUUCACCAGCUCCCGGCUUCUGCAGCGACCUCGCUGGCCAGCCAGACUUGCCGCCGAUCGCAGAGGGUGCCGCCGCCGCAAGACGCUGCUCGCGCACACAGCUGCCGGGCCACUGCAGCGUGGUGCCAGAGGGCAGAGGACGUUGCCCCGGCCUCCGCAUGGACGUCACUAGCAGCGGGGAGCUGGAAAACAUGCUCCCCAUCAAGCGCAAGUCGCCUCAGGCUGGCAGCAGGCCCUCCCUGCCUUGCGGGCGCACUCCCGCUCCCUGCGGCACAGGCGCAGGCGCCCCUGCCAGCCCGCCGCCGCCCACUUUUGCCGGCGGGCGCCAGUACCAGCGCGCCUCGUGCGGUCCCACUUGCAGCAGCCCCGCCCUGGGCGGCUGGUGCACCCGCGUCGGCGGCAGCCACGACGGCGCCAGCGAGCGGGGAUAUGACGAAGAGGAGAGCCGGCUGAUGGGAGAGGCGGCCCGCGGCAAGGCGCAGCGAGUGUGCUCCGGCGCGGGGGCAGAAGCGGCCGGCGCAUGCGACGGCGGCGGCGAGGCAGCAGUGGCUGCGGCGGCGCCGCAGCUGCCGCUGGUCAGCAGCCUGCCGCCGGCGAUGUAUCGAAGCUACCACCUGGGCUGCUGCAGCCGCCUCAACAGCACGGCCUCUCUCACGGAGCUGGAGGCAGCGGGUGGCGCGGCGGCAGCAGGCGAGGCUGCGUUGCCAGUAGAGGCCGCUGUUCUGGCAGCCGCCACCGGCUGCGCCGCUGCUGCCGCUCCUGUCACGGUGUCGGCUGGCAGCAGCCCUCACAGCCCCUGGGCGGCAGAGACGCAGCAGGGCAGGCCACCUGCCUGCACCUGCGGGGCGUGCGGCAUGCGGGCAGCGGCGGCGCCAGCCAGCAGCCAGCCGCCGCCGGAGGUCACGCAGCAGCUGCAGUGCCGGCACGCUAGGGCGGUUGCGGGCCCUCAGCAGCAGCAGCAGCAGCAGCAGCAGCAGCAGCACGGGUGGCAGCAUAGUGGUGGAGGCGAGGCAGGGGGCGGCGCCUCAGACUGGGCAGAGGUGCCCGACGACAUUCUGAAGCGGGUGCUGGAGCGGCUGGCGCCGUCCACGCUGCGCGUGCUGCGCCUGGUCUGCCGCGGCUGGGAGGCCGCUGCCAGCCGCCUGCUGCGCCACCUGCGCCCCUGCGAGGUGCUGGGCAAGCAGCUGGGGCGCCGCUUCCCCGCCCUGCACAGCCUGGACCUUUCUAAUGCAUCCAUGGGGGUCGACUUCGCCUCACCCCGCAUGCUGCGCCUGCAGUCGCUGCUGCGGGACGAGCACCUGGCUGAGCUGGCGGGGCUGUACCGCCUGGAGCAGCUCUCCCUGCGCGGCUGCAGCAGGCUGAGCGGGCGGGGCCUGUCUGAGCUGGGCCGCCUCAGCGCCUCCCUCACCAUGCUCAACCUCAGCAACUGCGCGGGCAUCACAGGCACGCACCCCGCCGGCUGGUGCUGCCGGCACUGCCUCUGGCUGCCAACCUACGAGUGUCUGGCGGCGCUGGCAGCCGCGGUGCCGCACCUGGCCACCCUCAACCUGCAGGGCUGCAGCCGCGUGGGCGACCGCGGCAUUGCCCACCUGGCCGCCAUGCCCGAGCUGCGCCACAUCCUGCUGCCGGCGGGCGUGUCGGAUGCCAGCAUGCAGCUGCUGGCUGACAUGCCAGCACUGGAGCGAGUGGCACUGCGCUGCUGCACCCAGGUCACCACCGCAGGCGUCUACCUGCUGCUGCAGCGCCGCGGCCUGAAGCGAGUGGUGAUCAGCAAGUGCCCGCUGGUGACGCUGGAGAGCCUGUGCGGCUCCCCGGGCGAGCCGCGGCUGAAGGUGGUGACAGAGGGAGCGGUGCCCACGGCAGCUGUGGCGGCCAUGGCAGGCGGGGCGCUGGCGGCGGGCGGCGGCGGCGCGGCGGGCGGCGGCGGUGCGGCGGCGGGGCUGGCGGGGCAGGACAUGCACCUGCUGGUGGCCGAGGUUUAG